GAUCGACGCUGCCACGUCAAGUGAGACGGGAGUGAGUGAAUGAAGUGGCACUAUUUCGGCAUUUUGUAAAGUUUCGUCUUCGGAGAAGGCUUGAAAAGUGCCGUAUUUUUCAACAUGAGAGUUAUCUUAUUUACGGCGAUAGCCCUUUUGGGCGCCGCUUUGGCUGAUGAUAUACCCACAGAAGAAAAUGUGCUCGUGUUGAGCAAAUCCAACUUCGAAGGUGCAAUCUCAUCAAACAACUUCAUUUUAGUUGAAUUCUAUGCGCCAUGGUGCGGUCACUGCAAGUCCCUCGCUCCGGAAUACGCCAAGGCUGCCACCAAAUUGGCCGACGAAGAGUCCUCCAUCAAGCUGGCUAAGGUUGAUGCCACGCAAGAACAAGAGCUCGCUGAGAGCUUCGGCGUCAGGGGAUACCCGACACUGAAGUUCUUCAGGAACGGCAGCCCUAUUGAUUACACAGGUGGUCGCCAGGCUGAUGACAUCAUCACAUGGCUGAAGAAGAAGACUGGUCCUCCAGCUGUUGAAGUGUCAUCUGCUGAGCAAGCAAAGGAGCUCAUUGGUGCCAACAAUGUCAUCAUCUUCGGUUUCUUCUCUGACUCAAAUACUCCUAAAGCCAAGUCUUUCGUGAGUGUAGCCAGUGGCAUUGAUGACCAGGUCUUUGCCAUUGUUUCUGACUCGAAAGUCAUUGCUGAGCUGGAAGCUGAAGAUGAGGAUGUUGUCCUCUUCAAGAAUUUCGAAGAGCCCCGCGUCAAGUACGACGGUGAGAAAUUCGACGAGGACCUGUUCAAGACCUGGGUGUUCGUCCAGAGCAUGCCCACCAUUGUCGAGUUCUCUCACGAGACUGCCUCCAAGAUCUUCGGUGGUCAGAUCAAAUACCACCUCCUUUUGUUCCUGUCCAAGAAAAAUGGCGAUUUCGACAAGUACACUGAGGAACUCAAGCCCGUUGCCAAGAACUACCGUGACAGGGUUAUGUCCGUCGCCAUUGACGCUGACGAAGAUGAACACCAGAGAAUCCUGGAGUUCUUCGGCAUGAAAAAGGAGGAGAUCCCCUCUGCCCGUCUGAUUGCCCUGGAACAGGACAUGGCCAAAUACAAGCCCGCUAGCGACGAACUUUCUGCCAACUCCAUUGAGGAAUUCAUCCAGUCCUUCUUCGCUGGUACCCUGAAACAGCACUUGUUGAGCGAGGACCUCCCCGCCGACUGGGCCGCCAAACCCGUCAAGACCCUGGUCGCCACCAACUUCGAUGAAGUCGUAUUCGACAACAACAAGAAGGUCCUUGUUGAAUUCUAUGCCCCAUGGUGCGGUCACUGCAAACAGUUGGCUCCUAUCUACGACAAGUUGGGAGAGCACUUCGAGAAGGACGAUGACGUCAUCAUCGCCAAGAUGGACGCCACCGCCAACGAGCUGGAACACACCAAGAUUACCUCCUUCCCAACCAUCAAACUGUACACUAAGGAUAACCAGGUGAAAGACUACAAUGGCGAGAGGACGUUGGCAGCUAUGACCAAGUUCGUAGAGACCGAUGGUGAGGGCGCCGAGCCUACACCCAGUGUGAGCGAGGAUGAUGAAGAAGACGAACAGCCAUCCAGAGACGAGUUAUAAGCGCUUGGGGGCCCGUACACUCUCAUGAGACUUCCAUAGUAUAGUACUGUAUAGAUUAUAAUUAUUACUUUUAUACUGAAACUAACAUGUUUGCAUUUCACUUGCUAGACUGUUGACUUGUUCUCUAAAUUGUUUUAAGGGUUGUACUUGAACGAAGUAAGUUAAUAGUACGUAUUGUUUGAUAUUUUAUUACCUAAUACUCUGUCUGUUUGUACACGCGUAUCGUCAGAGCGGCCGGAUCUCGUGCAAGUGCCCAGUGAAAUUAAUUUAUUUUCUAAAAGCAUAAUUUAUUUUGCAUAAACAGCAGCGUAACGAUAGUUUAUGUAUAAUAAAUAAAUAUUACCAUAUUUAUAAUUUCUGUAUCAUAAUGGUAUAAUGUUUCACAUUCCUUAGUACAAGUUAGUUACAUCGAACAAGUGUUUUGUUGAAGAAGCAUUGGCGAUAUUUUUAUAUUUUACUUGUACAUUAAUUCAUCACAACAAGUAUAAUUACUUAAGCAGGAUCUUAAGCCGUUAAGUUGUAUUUUUGUAGCGUUUUUUAUUAAAAUUGUUAUGUUGAAUAGUUCAAUCAUAAGUACUUGCAUUGUCAAAUGUAUUUAGUGCUAUUUUCAUAAUUAUAAUUGUUAUUGAAGAUCUUGAAAAUGUAAUUUUCUACGGAUAUUUGGUAAUUCUGUCUAUACAUGUAAAUAUUCAUAAAUGUAUUUGCCAAAUCUGCAAUUGUGUAUCUAUUGUGGAUACAGAAAUUGAUAAAUAAACAAAAUUAAACCUA
Messenger RNA from Spodoptera litura, 2367 nucleotides. RefSeq names its product protein disulfide isomerase (gene Pdi). Gene Ontology annotation, biological process: response to endoplasmic reticulum stress; protein folding. NCBI's taxonomy places the organism in Eukaryota, Metazoa, Arthropoda, Insecta, Lepidoptera, Noctuidae. Gene Ontology annotation, cellular component: endoplasmic reticulum. Gene Ontology annotation, molecular function: protein disulfide isomerase activity. The record is from RefSeq and is a predicted model, not a curated record.